UCGUACAUAUUUACACUAUACCUUAUAAUAACAAAUCAUUUUAAGUAGAAGGUUUACUAAGGAAGAAAUUAUGAAAUUAAUCGUCUGUACGGUCGUUCUUGCUCUUUUUGCACAUUGUAAUGGCCAAGCGUACGUGAAGAAUAUAAACAAAUACGUGGACGAGAUCCUCCACGAUAGAUUUCAAGAGGAGACAAAUCGCAGAUUAUUCGAUUCUUUCUUCUUACACUAUAAUGUAAUGGCGGAUAUCAGAAUCAGAUUCUACGGAGGAAAAAUAAAAAAUAUACAUGAUUUCAAGAAGCUAAGAGCCUGCGCUGAUGUGGUACGAUUCAAAGAAAUUUCCAUCGGAUGCUACUUUACUUUUCACUCUUUAAUUGCGGAAUACAUUGGAGAAUUUAAAAUUGAAGAAAAUACGGUUCUGAAUUUUCUUGCGGUAAGCCACAUCGGUCCUACUAACUUGUACGUCGAUAUUUCUACCACCCCCCAACGCGAUAAGGUUACCCUCACCAGAUUCAUCGUGACGUAUGUUGGAACGAUAACUACGGAGUUUUCGAACAUGGAGUAUGCAGAUGAGGUCUUCAGAAAUCAUACACAAAUCAAAUUGGGCUAUCAGGUAAGGCGCAAUUUGAUCGAAAUGUUUCUUACGUCCUUCUGGGAUUCUUUCAAAUCAUCUCUCUCUCGUCAGUUCCCUUCCCCUGAUGAAUGAUUACAGAUUACUUAAGCUAUUUUUGCAUUUCUUAUAUUGUAUAACACUUGUUUUCUGUAUCAUUACUGUAUUCAAAUUCUAUUGAUGUAAUUGUAAUCUGAGAAAUCUUGUUUUAAAAAUUAA
Centruroides sculpturatus (bark scorpion) is the source of this 826-nucleotide messenger RNA. RefSeq lists its product as uncharacterized. The record is from RefSeq and is a predicted model, not a curated record. The transcript has 2 exons. Lineage: Eukaryota; Metazoa; Arthropoda; Arachnida; Scorpiones; Buthidae. The coding region runs from base 71 to 703 and encodes 210 amino acids.